Harpegnathos saltator (Jerdon's jumping ant) is the source of this 1281-nucleotide messenger RNA. It is a transcript of the gene jeb, whose product is annotated as low-density lipoprotein receptor domain-containing jelly belly protein. Gene Ontology annotation, cellular component: terminal bouton. The transcript is spliced from 3 exons. NCBI's taxonomy places the organism in Eukaryota, Metazoa, Arthropoda, Insecta, Hymenoptera, Formicidae. Gene Ontology annotation, biological process: positive regulation of MAPK cascade. Gene Ontology annotation, molecular function: protein binding; transmembrane receptor protein tyrosine kinase activator activity. The record is from RefSeq and is a predicted model, not a curated record. Bases 43 to 1209 code for a protein of 388 amino acids.
CAAAAGGGAAAGAGAGAAAAGAGAGAGGAUAGUGACUGUGAAAUGAGAAAAAGAAACAUGGCGGUCUGCAUGUUCUGGCUGCUCACUUACGUGGGACAGGGGCUGGAUCUGGCGGUAGGCAAUCGACCAGCGAUCAUAGUGCAAGGCACACAAGGACUAGACUACCGUCAUGGAAGCAAUAGCAUUAGAAAGAAGAACGAGCCGAACUCGAUAGGCAGCAACCUGUUGCAGUUCAGGAUAUAUCCUUCCGAAGGCUCCCACCGGGACGACCUAUCGAAUUGGCUGGUCUUCAACGACGAACCGCGGAUAUCCUCGUGGUCUCCGGCGGGCAUACUGAUCGACGACAUGGUGAAGGAGCCGCGCGAGCUCCAGUCGGUGUUCUUCGCCUUGUCGCCCACCGUCCUGAACGUCCUUUAUUCCGAUUACAUGACGUCGCAGACGUCCACGCACGCGAUCGCCGUGCAGCCCGUCGUUCACGACGACAACAAUCUGCAUCUUCACGGCGGCCGGCCGCAGCAUCAGCGCCCCAAGAAGCGGCGCAUGUUGGGCUGCAGGCAUCCCAUCAAGGGCACGCUUAGCCUGCCGAUCUUGGUGUGCGACGGCAAGAAGAACACUGCGGCGGCAGCGGCGGCGAUUCUUCAGGACCCAUCCAGACAAUCGAACUACCACGACGAUCUCUAUGAGCAGAGAUUCAACACUGCGACGAGUACGAAGACUGAUCUCGCGCGCGCCGACGGCAUACCCCGUGAUGGCAUAUCAAAUGGCGGCUUCAUCCCGAGGCCACUUGUCUACGAGGCCAACAAGCUACCCGGCAAGCGGAAUCAGAUCUCGGUAGGACGGCGUUCAGCCGAUGUGCCAGCCGAAUCCCCGGGACACCAGGCUCAAGCGUCCGCGACGUCCUCGACGACCUCGACCGGCGCGAGCAUCGCCUCGCAGUUCAUGCUAAGGUCCAUCAGGGGCAGUAUACAGUACGACGUGCCGCAAAUCGAAUGCCCUGUCUCCGAAGACGGAAUGGAGAGAUUUGCUUGUCCAACUGCGGAUAGAAUGGGCAGAUAUCAUUGCAUCGACGAUCAUGUCCUGUGUGAUGGCUUUAUUGACUGUCCCACAGGCGAGGACGAGGACAGGCAAGCCUGCAUGUUUUAUAAAACCACGAAAGCGCACCUGGACGUAUUAGCGGACGCCAUACUACGAUGGGCGAGAGGACGCUAAUUCCUUUGUUGACGAUGAACCUGUACAUAAAAUCACAAGUCUGAUAUGUCUACUUCUUUAUAUAUUCAACGA